Nilaparvata lugens (brown planthopper) is the source of this 4459-nucleotide messenger RNA. It is a transcript of the gene eIF5B, whose product is annotated as eukaryotic translation initiation factor 5B. The transcript is spliced from 21 exons. The record is from RefSeq and is a predicted model, not a curated record. Lineage: Eukaryota; Metazoa; Arthropoda; Insecta; Hemiptera; Delphacidae. Gene Ontology annotation, molecular function: GTPase activity; translation initiation factor activity; GTP binding. Bases 151 to 3729 code for a protein of 1192 amino acids.
AUGACGUGACGUCACACGUCAGUGACGUGAUCAAGAUCAAGUCAACUUGGCUGUUUGCACGUUUUGUAUUGAACAGAUAAUUUUAUUUUUAUUGUUAAUGUUUCACUGCCGUGUUGUAAAAAAUAAUAUUAAAUUUAGACUAUCACCACAAUGGGAAAAGCUAAGAAAUCAAAAAAGCUAGGACGAGAAGAUGAUUUGGAAGAUGAUAUUGACAUCAAAAGUGAAGAUGGGGAGAAGAACAUCAAACCCAAUGAAAAAAAAUCUUCCAAAUCCAAAAGUAAACCGAAAGAUGAUGAAGAUGUGAUAGACAGCGAUGCAGAGAAUGAAAUGGAUGAUAGCAAAAAGAAGAGCAAAAAGAGUCUGAAAAAGAAAAGUGUCGAGGACGAUGAUGAUGUUGAUGAAAUCACUAAUGAAAUAUCAGAACUCUCAACAAAUGAUAGAAAGAAGAAAAACAAGGGUAAGAAAAGUGUUGCUGACAACUCAGAUAGUGAAGAAGAGGCUGUGAAAAAGCCAGCUGCAAAAGGCAAAGCAAAGAAGAGUGCCGGCUUUGCUCUGUUAGCUGUUUCGGACGACGACGACGAUGAUGAUGAUGAAACAGCUGUCGCGCCUGAUCCACCUUCAGAGGACGAGGCAGCUGCAGCCGAAGCGGAGAAGAAGAAGGAGAAGGGAGGCAAGAAGGGCAAAAAGGGAAAGAAGAAGAAGGAUGAAGACGACGAAGAGGAUUUGGACAAAAUGCUGGCCGAGUUGCAAAUGGAGUAUGCCGGAGUGAAGGAGCCCAGUGUGGAGAAGACCGCCGCCGACGAGGAGCCAGCAGCCGCACAAGUGGACGAACCCACCAAGUCCAAGAAAAAGAAGAAGAAGGGAAAGGAGGAGAAUGAGAAGGUUUCUGAGGAGAAAGGUGAAGAUGAUGAUGGUGACGAAACAGCCGGCGGCACUGUAAAAACUGCUGCGCAAAAGAAAAAGGAGAAGAAGGAGCGCGAGAAACAGAAGAAAAUGGCUGCCAAGAAACAAGACGUGGAAAAGAAACCUCAAGAUCAGAAUGAACCAGAGACUAAUGAACCAGAUGCCUUAAAGGAAGGAGACAACGCACAAGAAGAAGAUGGCGAUGAUGAUGACAAAAAGAAGAAAAAGAAAAAAUCGAAAAAAGAGGAGGAAAAGGAUAAGAAAGAGAAGAAGGGUCCAGGUAAAAAGACAAUAGCCGCAAUGCAAGAUGCACUGAAGAAAUUGCGAGAGGAAGAAGAACGUGCAAAGAAAGAAGAGGAAGAGAAAUUGAGACUAGAGGAAGAGAUGGAGAUGAAGAGAUUGGAACAGGCAAGACUAGAGCAGGAGAAGAAAGAGAAGAAGAAGCAGAAAGAGAAGGAGAGAAAGGAAAGACUGAAGGCGGAGGGGAAGCUGUUGUCGGCAAAGCAGAAGGCGGACCGAGCGAGGGCGCAGGCGAUGAUCGAGGCACUGCGAGCCAAGGGCCUCGACGUCCCCACGCCGGGCGAGAAGAAGCCUCCGCGCCCGGGCACGCGCAUCCGUCCCAAGAAGAACAAGAACGAACAGGCCAGCGACACCGUUGAAGAAACAAAAGAUGAAGAAGUACAAGAGCAAACUGUUCAGGUGGAAAUAGUUGACAAAAAGGAAGUACUCAAAGUUGAAGAGGAUGUAAAGGACUCGUGGGAUGCUGAGUCAUCAGAAGAUGAAGAGAAAUCCGAAGAAACAGAGAAACCAGAUGGUGAUAAGAAGAAAGAGGCUGAAGAUGACGAAGAGGAGGAAUCGUCGAGCGAAGAGGGAGAGGGAGAGACAAGCAGUGAAGAGGAGGACGAAGAUGAUGAGUCAGAGGAAGAGUCGAGCGAAGACAGCGAUGACGGCGAAAAGAAGACUGACGCUGAAAGGAGAAGAGAGAAAGCCAUUGCAAGAAUACAGAAAAGACGAGAAGAUGCUGAGAAGAAUAAGAGCUUAAAUGAGCUGAGAGCUGCUGUUGUAUGUGUUCUGGGACAUGUAGAUACGGGUAAGACUAAGAUUUUAGAUAAAUUACGAAGAACAAAUGUGCAAGAUGGUGAAGCUGGCGGUAUUACUCAACAAAUUGGAGCAACAAAUGUUCCAUUAGAAGCUAUCAAAGAGCAAACAAAAAUAGUCAAAGGAUUUUCAGAGAUGGAAUUGAAAAUCCCUGGACUGCUAAUUAUAGAUACACCCGGCCACGAAUCGUUCAGCAAUCUUAGAAGCCGUGGCUCCUCCCUCUGUGAUAUUGCGAUUCUCGUUGUAGAUAUUAUGCACGGACUCGAACCUCAGACCAUUGAGUCGAUUACUCUACUCAAAAACAAGAAAACACCAUUUAUUGUAGCUUUAAAUAAAAUAGAUAGGUUGUAUGAUUGGAGUAGUAUGGCUAGAAAAGAUGUAAGAGAUGUCAUAAAAAGUCAGCCUUCAAAUACUCAAUUGGAAUUUGAACAACGAACUAAAGAAGUUAUUAUUCAAUUCAAUGAACAAGGUUUGAAUGCAGCUUUGUUCUACGAAAAUCCGGACCAGCGCAGUUAUGUCUCACUAGUUCCCACAUCGGCUAUCACCGGCGAAGGCAUGGGAAAUCUGUUGGCGCUUAUAAUGGAAUCUUGUCAAACUAUGUUAGCAAAAAGACUCAUGUUCUCCGAAGAAUUGCAGGCAACAGUAUUAGAAGUGAAAGCCAUCCCAGGUCUGGGUACGACGAUAGACGCAAUCCUGGUGAACGGAAAGCUGAGAGAAGGAGACACAAUGAUAGUGGCCGGCACGGACGGACCAAUCGUGACGCAGAUUCGAUCGCUGCUGAUGCCGCAGCCAAUGAAGGAGCUGCGAGUGAAGAACGCCUACCAGGAGUACAAGGAGAUCCAGGCAGCGCAGGGAGUCAAAAUUGCCGCCAAAGACUUGGAAAAAGCCAUAGCUGGCUUGAAUCUGUUGGUUGCACAAAAGCCGGAUGAGGUGGAGGUGAUGAAGGAAGAGGUGGCAAAGGAGCUGAAGAGUGCUCUGAGCUGCAUCAAACUGGCCGAACGUGGUGUCUACGUGCAGGCGUCCACUCUUGGCUCUCUCGAGGCGCUGCUCGAGUUUUUGCGCACCUCCAAGAUUCCAUACUCGAACAUCCGCAUUGGUCCAGUUGUGAAGAAGGAUGUUAUGAAAGCAUCAACUAUGUUGGAGCACGACAGUCAGUAUGCUACGAUUCUUGCAUUCGAUGUGAAAAUAGAAAGAGAUGCACAAGAGCUGGCAGAUUCGGUUGGAGUGAAGAUAUUCCAAGCCGACAUAAUUUAUCACUUGUUCGACAAGUUCAUGGCCUACAGAGAACAGCUCAAGCAGAAGAAGCGCGAUGAGUUCAAGCAUGUUGCCGUGUUCCCAUGCAAGCUCAGAGUGCUGCCCCAGUUCGUUUUCAAUUCUCGUGACCCAAUCGUGAUGGGUGUCAUCGUAGAAGCUGGAAUCGUGAAGGAAGGCACGCCGAUUUGUGUUCCUAGUAAAGAGUUUGUGGAGCUGGGUAUUGUGACAAGUAUAGAAAACAACCACAAGCCGGUGGAGUCGGCGAGAAAAGGCCAGGAAGUGUGCAUCAAGAUCGACCCGAUUGCCGGCGAAUCGCCCAAAAUGUUCGGCAGGCAUUUCGACGAAAAGGACAUGCUUAUCAGCAAGAUAAGCAGACAGUCAAUAGAUGCUUGCAAAGAUUAUUUCAGAGAUGAUCUUAUCAAGGCAGAUUGGCAGCUAAUGGUCGAACUGAAGAAACUUUUCGAGAUUCUAUAGCAGGCUGUGGAUUCCUCUAGUCACGUCUACAAGAUGCUUCAUUUUUUCUUAGCCGAAGUCAUUUCCAUGAAGGUGUGAAAGUUUUCCUCUUCCCACAGAAGAAUCUCACAAUUCAACCUCAAUAUUACAAUUUUUUUCAGUAUUUGCUUCACAAGUUUCAGUGCUUGGAAAAAUUAAACCUUGGAAGGCUGCAGAAUUUCCUCGAACAAUAUUUUUAGGAAUCGUGUUGCAAAAUUAUAAACUGGAAAUAAUUGGAAAAUAAAUAUUUUACAAUUUUCAAGAAAGUAAAAGGUUAGUUCUAAGAUUUUUUUGUAUGCAAAUUUAAAAGAAUAUUACAUUCAACAUUCUUAAUAUAAAUUGGAAGCUUGAUGUCAAGAUGUUUGUUCAUGAAAAUAUUACUUAUAUGGAUAUUUAUCCAUUCAUUCACUCAAUCUUUUCUCAAAUAAAUAAAAUCUUUUCUGUAUUAAAUAAAUCAAAGUUAGUGGGGUUCAUCUAAAUGAAAAUAAAUAUAUGAAUUAAUGUUGAUUAUUUGCAUAAAAAUAUGAAGGAAAAUUUUAAUUUCCAAUAAAAUACUAGUAGCAUUCUCUAUUUUUCAUAUCCAUGUAUUGUAAUAACACACAAAUGUUUUAUUUGUAUGUGUGUAUUUUUUUCUAUUCGAAGGUUUUUUGCCGUCAACUUGGGUAAUCAUAAUCAAGUCGCUAAAGGAAUAAUAAAAUUUUACAAGCCGAAA